UCAGCUCCUGCUCUUCAUUAUGCAGCUGUGACCAAAUAAUGUAAAUAUGAAGUGGUAUACAGAGGUGGAAUUAUUCUGUCAUCACUGAACAGACAACACAUGCCCUGUCCUCCUUCUGGAUGGGGAAACUCAAGUACAGAAAGAGAUAGUGAAUUGGCCUAAAUCAUACAAUAGAUGGUGAGUGGUUAUGUGAUUUGCCUGAGGUCACUGAGGACAUGUGUCUCUGAACCUUCCAUGGAAUUCAUAUCUCCUGACUCCAGAUCCUGUGCUUUAGCCACCAGAUCAUUCUUUGCUUUGUGCCUUAAAGAGUUCUGUCAUUUGCUGUGAACUCCUAAAAUGCUACAGAAUUGAGAGUACUGAUUGCACCACUUUAGCUCAGCAUUUUAACUUGGUGUCCAUCUAGAAAGGAUGAAUCAGGAGAGCAGCCCAAGUGACCACACUGAUGGCCAGGACUCACUUCUAUUGCUGAAAACCCUUCAGUCCCUCUGGACAAAGAAAGAGAUGAACAAGCUCAAGGAAGAAACCAGGCGGGGUUUUGCAGCUCUGGAAGACCCAUUGGCCGGACUCCUGGACAUGCUGGAGAGCAGCAGUGACUGGAAGGGGAAAGGGCACUCCCUGGGGUAUUACAUCACCAAUGAGUUGCAACUUUGGAUAAAGGAACAUCCUGCUGUUCAGAAGUCUGACUUGAGGCUGAAGAAGCUCCAGACCCGACUGUUCAGAAUACUAGCCCAGAGCCAAGUUAAUCUCCUUGACCCGCUGAUCAGCAUUUUUCAGCUACAUACAGCAGACCAGAACAAUUUGCUUGGACAUGUCAGUCACAUUUACCACAAGGGCAAGUACAAAGAGGCAGCCAUUCUGAGUAUAAAGCUAAAAUUACAGCUGGAUCUAGAUGUGGAGAAGAUGUGCACUCCAUUGCUACUUCAAGAGAAGACUAACCUAGUGGAGGCUUAUGUGGCAGAAUAUCCUGAUCUCCAGCGCAAACUCUUGCAGACCCUGGAUAUGUGGUGUGAACCUAGUUUUAAUACUACAGACAUCUCAAGGCAGUAUCAAGGUUUACGACCUAACAAACUCAACCAUAAAAUGCUAAGCAAACUGGUCUUCAGGCUCCUAGAACAAUAUAACCUAGAUCCAGCUCUCUGUCCGAAUGUCAUAAAUCAGCGACACCUAGGAUCUCUGAAAUAUCUCUUCUACAAGAGGUUUGUUGAGAAAACCAUGACUCAGGAGAAUUGGGCCGAUCAUGUUCAGAACACAGUUGGGGAGAAUCGAUGGCUACAAGAGCAGCUGAUUCAACUGCUAGUCAGCUACUGUGAUCUGAACACAGCAGCCAGGUGGGCUCUCCGCUAUAGCUUAUCUGAGAAGACCCUGCCUUAUGGAGUGGCCAAUGAACUUCAGAAACUCAGGGUCCAGGAGAGGGUAGAAGAUGCUGAGAGCAGAGUGGAUGACUAUGAAGAGGAUAGGAAGGAGGGUUAUUACCAGGUCCCCAUUCCUAGGGAGAACAUUCACUUUCUGCAGACAUGGGAAGAGGUGCUGAGGUGGAGGGAGAAGAUGCUGCAGCCUGGCCAGGUUGUUGGCAUCGACAUGGAGUGGAGGCCGUCAUUCGGCGUAGUUGGAAGGCCACGUGUCUCAGUGCUGCAGAUUGCUAUCGAGGAGCAGGUGUUUCUCCUGGAUUUGCUGCAGCUCCUCAAGCCAGAUGAGACGGAGGAACUUUCUCACUUUGUCCAGACCCUCUUCUCAGAUCCAACCAUCAUUAAACUAGGUUAUGGGAUGUCUGGAGACCUGCACAGCCUAGCUGCUACGUGCUCUGCUUUUAAAGAAAUGGAUAAGCAGGUGCAAGGCAUAGUGGACCUACUUGCAGUAGAUAAACAAUUACAGAAAUGCUGGAGGAAGAGCAGCCUUCAAGUUGACGUACUGUCACAAGAGAAGACCUGUGGAGACAGAGGGUUCAGGCAGUCGGAAAGAGGGCUCAGUCUGCUGGUGCAGCAUGUCCUGGGGAAACCUCUUGAUAAAACUGAGCAGCUCUCCAACUGGGAGAAACGGCCGCUGCGAGAGGAACAAAUCCUCUAUGCAGCCUCUGAUGCGUACUGCUUGCUGGAGGUGUAUAAGAAACUGUGUGAGGAUCCAUCAGGCUUUGGCCUGUGUUCAGAUCUCACUGAGAGCCUGGUGGGUAAACCUACCACAAAAUCCAGGGCAAAGAAGCAGCUGAAUCAACAAGAAAUGCCAUCACCUUCUGAGCAGCAAGCCAAAGUGAUAGGCAUGGAGGCCUUGAGCCCCCCGCCUUCCAUCUCCCCGAAGGAGUUCAGCGUGGUCUGUGAUAACAUGCUGCAAGGACUUGGGCGCCACCUUCGCUGCCUUGGAGUGGACGUCCGCAUGCUAGAGAAUGAUGAUAACCAUAGAAAAGCUGCUGAGAUUGCCAGGCAGGAUGGAAGGGUCAUUUUAACCUCUGGACUCCCAUAUCAGACACUACAGUCCCAGGUAGGAGAAGGAAGGUGUUUCUCUGUGGAUUGUUCAGAAAAAGCAAAGGAGCAGGCCCUCCAGGUUCUGAAGCACUUCAAUGUUCAAGUAUCCCUUGCAGAUGUCUUCAGCCGUUGUCAGCAGGGGUCGGCAACCUAUGGCACGCGUGCCAAAGACGACACGCAAGCCCAGUUGUGUAAUGGUGACAAAUAUUUGAAGAUCUCCAAAGACCAAAUGAAGCAACUGAUGCAGCUCAGUGGACUCUUAACAGAAGAAGAUGAUGCAGAUUGGCUGGCAAAGUCUGAAGAGAAACAAGAGACAAACCCAGCAUCUGACACCUCAAAAUCCGACUCCCCGCAGCCAGUUUAUAAUCCAAACUGCCAGUGGCUAGAAGACUCAGACCUCAAUGUGGAGACCCUGACGCUGGCCACAGGUGCCUCCCUUCAGCUAGCAGCCAUCCCGCCUGGGGUGCUGGGCAAAGCGGACCUAUCUUACUUCUACUGUUGCACCCAGUGUGGCAAAGUGUUCUGGGAGGGCUCGCACUUUGGGCGAGUGGUCUCUCAGUUUAAGGAGGCUUUGGGCACCGCAGAGGGAAGCCAAAGCUUUUACGAGCUGAGCUGAGGUGGAGGGUUCCUGACUAGGGACUGGGAAUCUCAGCUGGAUCCUGAUUCCCCGAUGAGCCACUGCGUCUUUAACAGGAAAUGGACUUUGGUUUGAUGUUAAGGGCUGGGAGUUUGGGACAAAGGGUGCUCAUGAAACUGUACUGGGCCAUGGUACCUACAGGCUGAUAUCAAAUGGCCUCCACGGAAAUCAUUAAAUCUGAGACGU
This is a messenger RNA of Gopherus flavomarginatus (Mexican gopher tortoise), 3279 nucleotides long. It is a transcript of the gene EXD3, whose product is annotated as exonuclease 3'-5' domain containing 3. The coding region runs from base 409 to 3072 and encodes 887 amino acids. NCBI's taxonomy places the organism in Eukaryota, Metazoa, Chordata, Testudines, Testudinidae. The record is from RefSeq and is a predicted model, not a curated record. Gene Ontology annotation, molecular function: nucleic acid binding; 3'-5' exonuclease activity. Gene Ontology annotation, biological process: nucleobase-containing compound metabolic process. The transcript has 25 exons.